ACUAUACCAUUGUUGAUGCACUACAGGGCCUGCAUCAGAGAUGUUCCCAAGUUGAUGGAGAUGAUGAAGAUAGGUAUGAACGUUGCCAGAUUAAACUUCUCCCACGGAACACACGAGUACCAUUUGGGAACAAUCAAGAAUGUACGUGAAGCAGAACGCCUGCUGAAUGAGCAAAUUAAACCAGAUGCUUACAACAUUGCCAUUGCGCUUGACACCAAAGGGCCUGAGAUUCGAACAGGGUUUCUCAAAGCGGGUGGAGUAGGGUCUGUAGCGGAAGUAGAAUUGAAGAAAGGAGAAAAAAUCACUGUCACCACAGACGAAAAGUUCAGGGAUAUCUGCGACGCAAGCACCCUGUAUGUAGACUACAAAAAUAUCAAGGUGUUGUCCAAGGGAAUGAGGAUCUUCAUUGAUGAUGGCCUAAUGUGCCUUAUCGUCGAAGAAGUUGGUGCGGAUUUCUUGAAAUGCACAAUUGAAAAUGGUGGCAUGCUUGGUGGCAAGAAAGGAGUGAACUUGCCAGGGGCCAUGGUGGACUUGCCCGCUGUGUCGGAAAAGGACAAGCAAGACCUGCUUUUUGGGGUUGAGCAAGGGGUGGACAUGAUCUUCGCAUCGUUCAUAAGAAACGCCAAUGGCGUUAAGGAAAUCCGCAGUGUACUUGGUGAAAAGGGCAAGGACAUCAAGAUCAUGUGCAAAUUGGAGAACGAUGAAGGGGUGCGAAAGGUCGAUGAAAUCCUGGAGGAGACAGAUGGCAUCAUGGUCGCCCGGGGUGACAUGGGCAUCGAGAUUCCGCCAGAGAAAGUGUUUUUGGCACAGAAGAUGAUGAUUGCCAAGUGCAACAUGAUGGGAAAGCCAGUGAUCUGCGCCACCCAGAUGUUGGAAAGCAUGACACACAAACCCGCCCCCACUCGUGCAGAGGUCUCUGACGUGGCAAACGCAGGUUCGGGUGGGUGCAGACGUGUAAUGCUGUCGGGAGUGACUGCAAAGGGCGACUACCCGUUGGAGACAGUUAAGAUGAUGGCAGCAGUCUGCUGCGAGGCUGAAGCUGCCUUCUACAGAAGGAUGUUUUCAUUCAUCUGUCCCACAGUUGCUCCUGUACCAACGGAUGGAACGCACACCAUUGCCAUAGCAGCUGGUGCCUCCAUUAAAUGCUUGGCAGCAGCAAUCAUUGUGACUCAGACUACUGGAAGGACUGCCCACUUAAUUGCAAAGUACAGGCCACGUUGCCCCAUCAUGGCUGUGUCGAGAGCUGAACAGACAGUGAGACAGGCUCAUCUCUACCGAGGCCUUCUGCCACUACUUUUCACAGGCGAGCGUCACGCUGACUGGCCAGUUGAUGUGGACAACCGCAUUGAGUAUGCAAUUGAAGUUGGGAAGAAGAGGGGAUUUCUGCGCAAAGAUGACGCAGUCAUUGUGGUGACAGGCUGGCGCAAGGGGGCCGGUGCUACCAAACACUCUGCGCAUCGUAUAUGCUUAGGUGGGAGGAUCGUCCGAAGGUGUUUCCAGAAAAAAGGAGCAGGGAACCAGGUAUGUUCCAGACACCAAGGUUAGCCCAGAGCAUGUUGGAGAUUAGCAAGUAUCGACUGUGGCCGUGUGUAUUUUCAAAAUCGUUAUUUAAUAAACUUCCUUAUGUCUUAA
Messenger RNA from Ornithodoros turicata, 1632 nucleotides. Its product is annotated as pyruvate kinase PKM-like. NCBI's taxonomy places the organism in Eukaryota, Metazoa, Arthropoda, Arachnida, Ixodida, Argasidae. Gene Ontology annotation, cellular component: cytoplasm. Gene Ontology annotation, molecular function: potassium ion binding; magnesium ion binding; pyruvate kinase activity. The record is from RefSeq and is a predicted model, not a curated record. Gene Ontology annotation, biological process: glycolytic process.